Molecule: messenger RNA, 3039 nt
Organism: Saccharomycopsis crataegensis
Lineage: Eukaryota; Fungi; Ascomycota; Saccharomycetes; Ascoideales; Saccharomycopsidaceae
Product: Stb2 protein
Exons: 1
Coding region: 1-3039 (1012 amino acids)
Cellular component (GO): Sin3-type complex
Source: RefSeq, a predicted model, not a curated record
AUGGAUGAUAGCAUCCCGCUUUAUAGGACCUACAUUUUCCCUGACUUCCGUGCAAUGGAGUCUCUUAAACGAGACUUUGAUGUGUUAGUUGAUCAGGGCCUUGCGACUUACUCACAGAUAGAAGUACGAGGGUACGAGAUCUAUCUUGUGGAACAAUGGAUUUUAGAGCGUAAGGUUGGUAGUAUCCUCACCACUUUUACUGGUAACACCAGUCACUCAUUGCGGGCAAUAAAGUUGACGAUUGUUAGGAACCAGAAUCGUUGGCCAAUCAAGUUCAGAAAAUACCUAAAUGAAUUGGUCAAGUUUCAGCAUGCCAGGUUGAAAGAGUUCAAGGAUGAGGGAUAUUUAUUCGUCACCAAUUUGUCCAGUUUCUAUUCUGAUAAUAACUUGAAUAUUCUUCAUAUUGAUCCGAUAUAUAAUGACGCUGUUCAAAGGCACCAACACACAAAAAUCCCAUUCCCGGCGAAUUAUUAUCAAUUCGAAGCCAAUUUCAACUUAAAACGAUUGGGAUGCGGUGGUAGAUCAGCCCUUUUGUUUUCCUGUCCUCCAAAAGCAUCGGAAGAUAAAUUCAUUUCGAUGUAUAAGGUUCAUGAGCGGGUUCCGGUGAUGUAUGGGGUAAAAGAAUUGGUGAUGAUGGUACAAAUUGCCUUAUACUAUUUUGAUUCUAUUAAUCCGACAUACUGCGAUGGUAUUUUGUGCAAUAAGACCCUGGCAGCAAUUCUGAAAUGGUGCCUGAACAUUGGCAAGAAGUUUUUUAGCUCACUUCCUCAGGAUGGACUGUUGACACCCAAAACCGUCGCUGCCAUCCUAAGUGUAUUGAUAUCAUGUAAAUUAAGAUUGAAUUUGAUCACAUCGGAUAAUACUAAAGAUCCGUUUGAUGUUAUGAGCUUCAAGAUGGCGAUCUAUCAUUUUCAGAAAAACAAAGAUAUAGAGAAAAGUUGGUUACUAGAUGAGGCGACGUUCACCAAGCUUAUUAAUAUUACUGAUGAAAAGUUGAAUUAUGACAGUAUACUCAGGUUCAAGAAAGCUGUCAAUAAGACCGUCAAUGACAUUUCCCGAAAAAGUAAUAGGGUUGGUGAUGUGAGUAUUGAAACAGUGAACAUUGAUGAAUUGAAACUCAACGUGCACGGAAAACGAAUGGAAUAUUUGUUCUUAGGGAAAGGAAGACCUCAUAGAUUGACUAAUGUGUUAUUGGAUAUUUAUUAUGCGCAAAGAAAGUAUGUUGAUAGACCGGAAACCAAAUUUUUUGAUCAUUUAGGAACCGAAAUCGCCACCACGGAAGAGCUACGAUCACCGGAGUAUAAUAAUGAUAAAAAUGGCACAUCCAACCAUCACACUAUUGGCGGGGAACCUAACUAUCUGACUGAUAGUGCUCCCAAAAAUAUCCACACUAGUCCUAACUCAGCAUCGGCGAUCUUUAGGAAAACCAAUGGAUUACCUGUCACUAGUAACAAUGAGCUUCUAAGUCCAGACUCACAAUUUUCAAAACAACAGGACAUAUUCAGGCAAUCAGAUACUGCAUUUAAUCCGAUGAAUGUCAGCUCUCCAGAAAUCAGCUCUCCUUCAAUGUUGGGAUCCGCAGCAAAUUAUAUGAAUGCCAUUAAAAAUGUCGCCAAUCUGAGAAAACAGAAAAUCAACGACAGUUUGAAUCAAGUCUCGAAAGCGGCUAUUAAAGGGGUAGGGCUUAGUCAAAAUUCUAAAGCAACAAAUGAUAACAAGUCUUCGGUCAACAAUGGCUCAAGCUUGAGAAUCAAUACUGCAGUGGCACUGAAUUCCCCAUCUGAUGGAAUGCAUUCCGCUUCCAGUCAUCACACACAUGACCAUCAUCAUCAUCAUCAUCAUCAUCAUCAUCACUUCCAUCACCACCAAGCCUCCACUCCUCGCUCCUCUAAAGCGCCUGAUAUACUUCAGUCUCCCUCUAUUUCGAACAAUCCUUUGAGAAGUAGUGUUGGGAAAUUCAAGAACUUGCAUAAUCGCUCAAAAUCUAUUCCACUCAAAAUUUUGACCAGUGAUGAAGAUGAAUUUUUGGGAGACCAUGAUGGCUCACCAGAGGACUAUCCUAUUAGCCCGGAUCCAGUUACGCCUCAAACCCCAUUUAGUAGUGACUUUUUAUCAUUUACAACACCUUAUAAUGACGAAAAGUUAAGAUUAGCUCAAGACCCACACGGUAGGAAAAUUUUGAAAAAUAAUGAUAUUAUUACUGUGACCGGCUCAUUGAGAGAAGAUGAAGCUAACAGUGAAUUGAUAGGUGAUGAAGAAGAGGCCAAGUGUGGAUUCUACUCGGAAGUGUACAACAAACUUCAACGAAGAAUGUCAUUACCGCAAGUAGUGGAAGAUUUUAAUUUGCCAACUUUAGAGUAUGAUUACGAGGUAGUGGAAAAUAUGAUUGCCGGAAAGCACCAUGGAGAAUCGCUGAGACCUAGAAGUCAUAGUUUCAAUGGAGUAGAGCGGGAGGUGUUAAAAUGGGAUAAUCCUUUUGAAAUUCCGGUUGAAUCAAUUACUAAGGAAAUAUUGGACACAAAGAUUCAUUAUUUGUCUACUUUGAAAAAUGUGAACAACGAAUGUAUAGAUGUCCAGCAGCCCCCAACUGUGGGCGAUCAUCAGGAAACGACAGAAAUUUUCUCAAAAGAAUAUUCAACAAAAUCCUCAUCAGGGAUAUCAUUGGUGUCGAUGAAUAGCCCUAUACUAGUUCAAGUCUUCCGACUGAUUGCAGAAAAUACUGCGUUUAGCCAACUUAUUUCCUAUUUGAAUAGCAGCCAAAGUUCGCUUUUCCUCAAGCUUGAAUAUUUGAACAAAAAUAUCAAAAACAUUUGUCAAUUCAGGAAGAUUCUCGAUAGCAAAGUUAAAGAGGUGGAACUGAAUGUCGCCAAAUUGAAAUACGAGGUGAGAAUCUUAAAGAUUAGAGUGAGAGAUGUUGACGAUAGUGUUAAAGAGCUUAACAGUAAGGUUGAAGGAUUGAAAGAGGUCGACGAUAGUGUCAAGCAGCUCAACACAAAAGUUGAAGAAUUGAAAGAGGUUGAUUUGACCAGUUUCCAGUAA